UUUAAUGAAUGUGCUUGCACACCAUAUAAUGCUGAUUUCGAUGGUGAUGAGAUGAAUUUACACGUUCCUCAGACAUACGAAGCACGAGCCGAGGCAUCCCUGUUGAUGGGAGUGAAAAGUAACCUGAUAACACCGAGGUCUGGCGAACCACUGAUUGCUGCAAUACAAGAUUUCAUUACUGGAGGAUAUUUGCUAACGCAUAAGGACAGCUUUUUCCCACGCUCCGAAAUACAUCGUUUUGCUGCAGCGAUUCUGGAUGCAAGUUCAAAACAGCAGAAGCGAAUUCGUAUACCACCACCGGCGAUUUUGAAACCAGUUGAGCUAUGGACUGGCAAGCAGGUAAGCUGA
This is a messenger RNA of Gongylonema pulchrum, 348 nucleotides long. NCBI's taxonomy places the organism in Eukaryota, Metazoa, Nematoda, Chromadorea, Rhabditida, Gongylonematidae. The record is from the annotation of a GenBank genome assembly.